AUGGUUGUUGGCACUUUUUCGCCCAUUGACGAAACACACUUGCCCGACGACACCGAUAGCACCAAGAGGAGGAAGCUUCUCGAGACGAUACUCAGGACGAACAAGGUGCUGCAGACAAUCAAAUUCGACUUGUUUGACGCCAGCGGCAAGCCCAUGCAGUUGAUAGAUUCUUCCGAUUCUGCAAUCACCACCAGUGUUCGUUCCGCUGUGUCGCGGAACACAACCCUGACAUCUUUGAGCCUGCACGAAGGACUCCCGGACGCAAUACAGGCACAGUUGGAUGGGAACUUCUUCAGGUCGAAUUCUCUCGUUGCCGUUGAAGACGAUUAUGAGACAAGACGAACCAUCGUCGAAAUGGUUGUAGAAGCCGAUUCCUACGCGGAUCGAAGGCCAUUGGCCAACCGAGUGUAUCAACUCCUGCGUCAGAAACCAUCUGUGCUCCUGAACUGUUCUCGGCAAUUGCAAGACUGA
This is a messenger RNA of Seminavis robusta, 471 nucleotides long. Lineage: Eukaryota; Bacillariophyta; Bacillariophyceae; Naviculales; Naviculaceae. The record is from the annotation of a GenBank genome assembly.